UUAUGAAUAAAAGCCAAAGAAAAAAGAGGAGAAUUUUUUGAGAAAGAAAGAAGAAGAAAAAAUGGAAGCACUAGUGGUGAGGAAAUUGGGUGAUCCGACGACAAAAGAUUGGGAAUCAUCGCCCAUAGUAUUGAGCAAGGAGGAGGCAAUCCCAGCAUUUGAGUCUCCAACGGCGGUGAGGGUGAGGGUGAAAGCGACGAGCUUGAACUAUGCGAAUUACCUUCAGAUACAGGGUAUGUAUCAGGAGAAGCCUCCUCUGCCCUUCAUCCCUGGAUCCGAUUAUUCUGGAGUAGUCGAUGCUGUUGGUCCCAAGGUUUCCCAAUUCAAAGUGGGAGACCCGGUUUGUUCCUUUGCGGCUCUUGGCUCCUAUGCUCAGUUCAUCGUUACCGAGGAGUCACAACUGUUUCGCGUUCCAGAUGGGUGUGAUUUGGUGGGAGCUGGUGCACUUCCUGUAGCCUUUGGAACCUCACAUGUGGCUCUUGUCCACAGGGCUCAGCUCUCCUCUGGUCAGGUCUUGUUGGUUCUUGGGGCCGCUGGAGGGGUUGGUCUUGCUGCUCUUCAGAUUGGAAAGGUUUGCGGAGCCAUUGUUAUUGCCGUCGCUAGGGGUACUGAAAAGGUCCGUUUCUUGAAGUCAUUGGGUGUUGCUGAUCAUGUCGUUGACUUGAGCUCUCAAAACGUUACGGUUACCCAAAGUGUGAAGGACUUCCUCAAGUCCAGAAACCUCAAAGGGGUUGAUGUUUUGUACGAUCCAGUGGGAGGCAAGCUUGCUAAAGAAACCAUGAGGCUUUUGAAUUGGGGUGCCCACAUUCUUGUCAUUGGCUUUGCUAGCGGUGAGGUCCCUGUCAUCCCUGCUAACAUCGCCCUCGUCAAGAAUUGGACAGUGCAUGGACUUUACUGGGGUAGCUACAAAAUUCAUCGACCGCGUGUUCUUGAAGAUUCUGUUAGGGAGCUACUCUCAUGGAUGGCAAGAGGCUUGAUUACCAUCCACAUUUCUCAUACUUACAACCUGUCUGAGGCCAACCUCGCCUUUUCUGCUAUCAAAGAUAGGAAAGUGGUUGGGAAGGUGAUGCUUGUUCUUGAUGACAAGAGUAAUGUCAGAUCUAAGCUUUAACUUGAUCAAGAUUCAGCAGGGAUGGUGUGGAGAUGGAGAGCUAUCCUUGGCACUUGAAUGUCAGAAACUCUACCUUUUCAUAACUUAUGACCAAUAAUACAUGGUGUCUUUUGUAAUUUCGUGAAGAAACAAACCCAAGGCCUAUUGACAAUAUAUAAAUCAAUAUAAACAUGCAAGUCUUGGGCAAAUAAAUGGCUUACGUUUUUUUUUUUUUUUUUUUUUAAUAUUAUAUUAUAAAUAGGAAAGUCAUCUUCAGUUGGGUUUCUAAUCAUUCCAAACCAAUUGGUGAUUGCGCAAAUAGAGGGGUAAUGUGGGGGUAAUGUGUGAAAUCUAUAUAAGUAUUGAUUGUUGCUACACUUCUGUUGACUUACAUCAACAUAGCAUUUUGGUCUGAUCGAUCAUGUUCGGUCCACUCAGUGAUGCUCUGGGAUGAGAGGUUUGUGUAGAAAGAGAAGUUGUCUCAUUAUUAAUUAUGUCACAUUAUCAGCGCAAGAUUACAUUUUUCUUAUGUUAUUAAAGACUUGUAUUUUUAUUUUUAUUUUUAUUUU
This is a messenger RNA of Quercus lobata, 1659 nucleotides long. Its product is annotated as GroES-like zinc-binding alcohol dehydrogenase family protein. Bases 62 to 1111 code for a protein of 349 amino acids. Lineage: Eukaryota; Viridiplantae; Streptophyta; Magnoliopsida; Fagales; Fagaceae. The transcript is spliced from 3 exons. Gene Ontology annotation, molecular function: zinc ion binding; oxidoreductase activity. The record is from RefSeq and is a predicted model, not a curated record.